This is a messenger RNA of Xylaria bambusicola, 1683 nucleotides long. RefSeq names its product heterokaryon incompatibility protein-domain-containing protein. The record is from RefSeq and is a predicted model, not a curated record. Bases 1 to 1683 code for a protein of 560 amino acids. Lineage: Eukaryota; Fungi; Ascomycota; Sordariomycetes; Xylariales; Xylariaceae. The transcript is spliced from 2 exons.
AUGAUCAUAUCGUUACCGCUCUAUCCAACUCAACCAUUCACUUCUACUCGAGCUCAGCGGGUGAAAUUGGACAUUUCGACCUCUAUGCAAUCCCAGCACUCAUCAUCUCUAGGGCAGCUCAAAUCCCCCGGAUUCGCUCACUGCCAGCUCCCACCCAACCUGGCACCAAACUCCAAACUCAGUUUCGACAGGUUGAAGCGAUGGCUUGGUGAGUGCCACUCUAAGCACACUAGGUGCAGAUCAUUUCAGAUCGAAUACAUGCCCAAGAGAUUGUUAGAAGUGACUGGGAGCAUUGAGCGACCGAGUAUACGGUUAUGCACAAACCUCCCCGUUGGUCCGUACGUGACACUCAGUUACUGUUGGGGCCGAGACCAACUUUCGAAAACAACGAGAGAACGCUUAGAACGAUACAGGCGUGAUAUUCCAUUUCACGAGCUUUCCAAGACAGUCCAGGAUGCAGCGACGGUCACAUUAGGUGUCGGCCUGAAGUAUCUAUGGGUCGACGCUCUGUGCAUAAUCCAGGACGACGAUCAGGAUAAGCAAGAGGAGAUUUCUAAGAUGCACUUGGUGUACCGGGGGGCGUUCUUCACCGUUGCUGCGUCUAGCGCCGCGUCAAGCUACGACGGGUUUCUACAUCCUCGAGUUCGAUAUCAACCUAUAAAAGCCGCCGCGAGGACGGACGACAAUGUCUUUACGGAAGUGCUGCUCUCGCCCGAAUACGGAGGGUUUGUGUCCUCAGACCCACUGUUCCUCCGCGGUUGGACAUUCCAAGAGACCCAUCUUUCGACCCGUAUUGCGGCGUACGGCCAGCGGGAGAUGAUUUUCUGCUGCCUCGAGGACACGCAUAGCGACGGGGGUGCAGAUAGGCCGGUCGCCACACAGGCCUUUUCCGGCGCCUUGGACCCCGGGAACCUCAGGUUUGGUUCGUUGGAUCACCCGUACAGUUGGGCGCAUAUCAUCAGUCAAUACUCUCGCAGGAGCCUGUCAGUAGAGUCCGAUAAGCUCCCAGGGAUCGGAGCGCUUGCUGAAGAAUAUUCGCUCACGAAGACCGUUACGGAUUACCUUGCCGGCAUCUGGAGAGAGGGGUUUCUCCUCCAUUGCCUGUGGAAGGUAGCGCCGUUUCGCGUCAGGCGGCCACCGACGUACGUUGCGCCGUCAUGGUCAUGGGCUUCCGUGAUAGGGUCCAUCGGCUAUCCCUGGGAAGGACUCUUGCCUUCCAAUAUAGAGAUUCCUUGUGUACUCUUGGACGCUAGGACCACGCUGAGUUCUUCCUACCGGUUCGGAAUGGUGACGGGAGGCUUCAUGAGCAUCCGAGCUAGAACACGGGGACUUGUUUGGUGGAAACUCGACUCUGACAGAAUUGGUCGCAUCCCUUAUGGUCGAGCAGCAGCCCUCGCUGCGUUCAAAACGACGGAUGUACUAAGCGGAGACGCUCAGAUCAGGUGCGAAGUGGACAUCCCUAGGGAAUGGCCUGCCAAUACAUACAUACCGUUGGUAGGCGUGGAAAUCUGCACUGUCAUGAAUAUGGACCAUAUCAAAGCGUAUGGUCUUGUGCUUGAGCGCGUCGACUCUGACUCGUAUCGUCGGGUUGGGUGGCUAACUGUGUAUGACGUAGAGGGUCGCGAGUACUGGUUCGACGAUGAACUCGGACUCGCUCUGUGGCAGGACAUACUGGUCAAGUAA